AUGUUGCACAUUGACCGGGAUUAUGUCGACAUCUACUGGAUCAACUGCAAACAAUCCACCAACGGCAACACCCACCGAAUAAUCGGCCUGUUCAACCCAGGCGCAGAUCGAGGCGCCUGGUACCACUGCCAAGGAAGUCCCGGGGCCCGCGAGCCUACAUAUGAUUAUGAAAAGAGACUCGACAGCUGGUCAUUCGAAAGCAAGCAACUUAUUUCCCGCAUUCCGACAACAGUUGUCAAUGAAGUCGUACAACAAGCCGAAUCCAUCCCACCUCAGGACUGUGGAACCUGGGCCAUGUACUUGAUUCUUAGGCUCGAGUGGGAGGGGUUGGUUCCUGUCGGGAAUUAUGAGAAGUUGAAGAAUAGUUAUGGCUGCCUUCACAAUGAUGAAGAUCUUGGGCCAGGUGCUAUGAAGCCUUCGCCUCCGCCACUUCUACUGCCUCUGCCAGCUCCAGCUCCCCGGGGUCGUCUGCCUCGGCGGACUCUGAUGCCUCAGCAGACUCCGAUGCCUCAGCAGACUAUGAGGCUUCAACGGGGUUGGGAGGAUGAGCAUCAUGGCUAUCAGAUUCCUUAUGAUUCGAAGGUUGAGAACUGGCUUCGGCGUAUUUAA
Penicillium atrosanguineum is the source of this 609-nucleotide messenger RNA. RefSeq lists its product as uncharacterized. Lineage: Eukaryota; Fungi; Ascomycota; Eurotiomycetes; Eurotiales; Aspergillaceae. The transcript has a single exon. The record is from RefSeq and is a predicted model, not a curated record. Bases 1 to 609 code for a protein of 202 amino acids.